This is a messenger RNA of Vanessa atalanta (red admiral), 2096 nucleotides long. It is a transcript of the gene rept, whose product is annotated as ruvB-like 2. Gene Ontology annotation, biological process: chromatin remodeling; box C/D snoRNP assembly; regulation of transcription by RNA polymerase II. Gene Ontology annotation, cellular component: Ino80 complex; NuA4 histone acetyltransferase complex; R2TP complex. The transcript is spliced from 12 exons. Bases 100 to 1500 code for a protein of 466 amino acids. Lineage: Eukaryota; Metazoa; Arthropoda; Insecta; Lepidoptera; Nymphalidae. The record is from RefSeq and is a predicted model, not a curated record. Gene Ontology annotation, molecular function: ATP hydrolysis activity; DNA helicase activity; ATP binding.
UGUCAUUCAUUGUUUGAUUUUUGCGGCAACAGGACAUUUUAUAUAAAGUUUGUAAUUUGUAUCACAAGUAAUUUCUUUACAAAUAAGUGGUUCUUAAAAAUGGCUUCGUUAGCAGCGGCGCAAGUACAAGAAGUCAGGUCAAUAACUCGUAUAGAACGCAUCGGCGCUCAUUCUCACAUACGCGGGCUUGGAUUAGACGAUGCGUUGGAACCAAGAGCUAUAUCCCAGGGCAUGGUGGGCCAGAAAAUGGCGAGGAAGGCGGCUGGCGUCAUCCUGCAGAUGAUUCGAGAAGGUAAAAUAGCAGGCCGAGCUGUGUUGCUUGCCGGUCAGCCAGGUACGGGGAAGACAGCCAUCGCUAUGGGCUUGGCUCAAGCUCUUGGACCAGAUACACCAUUUACGAGCAUGGCCGGAUCAGAGAUAUACUCGCUGGAAAUGAGCAAAACAGAAGCGUUGACACAGUCCAUAAGAAAAUCGAUUGGAAUAAGGAUCAAAGAGGAAUCCGAGAUAAUCGAGGGCGAGGUCGUGGAGGUGAUGGUGGAGCGCUCCGCGGGGGGAGGGGGCGCGCGCUCCGGACGACUCACGCUCAAGACGACCGACAUGGAGACCAACUACGACAUGGGAACUAAGAUGAUCGACUCGCUGCUCAAGGAGAAGGUUCAAGCCGGAGACGUCAUAACAAUAGAUAAGGCAACGGGGAAGAUCAAUAAGUUGGGAAGGAGUUUCGCACGCGCUAGAGACUACGACGCAACAGGUCAACAAGCGCGCUUCGUUCAGUGUCCGGAGGGCGAGCUCCAGAAGCGUAAGGAAGUCGUCCACACGGUGACGUUACACGAAGUUGACGUCAUCAAUUCUAGAACGCAUGGUUUCCUAGCGCUAUUUUCUGGUGACACGGGAGAAAUAAAGUCGGAGAUACGAGAACAAAUCAACAGCAAAGUAGCGGAAUGGAGGGAGGAGGGGAAGGCGGAAAUGAUACCAGGUGUCCUCUUCAUUGAUGAGGCCCACAUGCUGGACAUUGAAUGCUUCUCGUUCCUAAACCGAGCGUUAGAAUCUGAAACGGCACCGGUCGUGAUCAUGGCGACGAAUCGAGGCAUCACGCGCAUCAGAGGAACGAACUACAAGAGUCCCCAUGGAAUACCACUCGACCUCCUGGACAGGAUGAUCAUUGUGCCAACGACACCGUACUCCCACCAGGAAUUGAGAGAAAUUUUAAAUAUUAGAUGCGAAGAGGAAGACUGUCAAAUGUCAGCGGACGCACUGACGGUGCUCACCCGGGUCGCAACCGAAACGUCUCUGAGAUACGCGAUACAGCUGAUAACAACUGCGUCACUGGUGGCCAAGCGGAGGAAGGCGUCCGAGGUCAGCAUGGAAGAUGUUAAGAAGGUCUACUCAUUAUUCCUGGACGAGCAUCGUUCCGAACAGUUCCUGAAAGAGUAUCAAGAUGAAUUUAUGUUCAACGACGGGGGUGGAGAUGCAACGCAGAUGAUGGAAGUUGCUCAGUAGCGUAUGAAAAUAAUGACGUGACAAUUAUUCCAAAUGCUUUAUACGAAACAAUUUAUUGUGUUAAUAAUUUGGGUGCGUUCAGAUUAAAUAACAUUAAUGUUCAGAAAAGCAAGAGGAGGGGGGGAGCAGGCAUGCUUGGAACAAAGUUGCUUUCGCUAUACAUUAACAAAUAAUAAAUUUAAACAAAACUGUAACGCUAUUUAUUUCGUGACGAUUUCUGCCGGUUAACAACUGCGAGUCGCGUUAAAGGGUUUCGUAAAAAGUAAAGUUACAUCCUGGAGAUGCUAUGUGCUAGACCUGCGGGUGGGUUUUUCCAAUAGAUUUAAGCUCGAGAUGAAUUAACGUUCUGUUUCUACCGUCUCAAGUGUUUUGUAAGGUCAGGGCUGAAAAGACCCAGAUCGACUCUUCGUAUGUCGAUAAAUUCGAGUGAUUGUCGUCCGAAUCGUUACAUAAAUAUGGUAUUAUUACUGUUACAGCAAUGUUGCCCAGUGUAAACGGCCAUACGAGUUGUGUAAUCUGAACGCACCUUUACAGAGGAUGACUUUUGUUAAGCUUUAAGCUAAUUUUAUAAUUAAAAUAAAUACGAUUCGACAGUU